GUCGCCAACAUAGCCCACUACCAGAAUCAAAACCUGUUGGGCAGCCAUCACCAUCUGCUCCACAUCGCCGAACCGCAACUGCAACUGCUGCCCGCAGUGACGACGACGCCGACGCUGACAACGCUGACGACAGCAACACCCAUAAUACCCAACACCAACACCAAUACCAAUACCAACACACAAAACCAGCAGCCAGUGUUUGAAAAAGCCAUCACCAUUUCGUCGAUUGCGAUUAAACGCAGGCCGACGCUGCCGCAAACGCCAGCGAGUGCCCCACAGGUGUUGUCGCCGUCGCCCAAGCGCCAGUGCGCCGCCGCCGUAUCUGUGCUGCCAGUGCCCGCAGCAGCAGUCACCGCACCCAGUGCCCAUUUGCAGUACGCUAGCUCGCCGGCAGCAGCAGCAGCCGCCGCAGCCGCAGCAGCAGCAGCAGCUGCGCUCAAGGGCCAUCAACUGAGCUUUGCACAUCCCACACAGUUUGCGGCCGCAGUUGCCGCGCACCACCAGCAACAGCAGCAGCAACAGCAGCAGCAGGUCGCCUACGCAGUCGCUGCCUCACAGCAACAGGCAACCCAUACACACCAGCAACAUCAUCAGCAACAGCAGCAGCAGCGUUUGGCGCAGUACAAUCAGGCGGCCGCCGCCGCAGCUCUGCUCAAUCAGCAUCUACAGCACUCAGCCGUUGCAGCUGCCGCUGCGCAUCAGCAACAGCAGCAGCACGUCGCUGCGCUGCAACAGCAGCAGCAGCAGACACCUGCCCAUUACAGCGGCUAUCAGCUGCGUCACGCGCACGCACAGUACACGCCACAGCAUCAGCAUUUGGUGCUGAGCAGCAGCAACAACAAACAGCAGCAACAGAGCGGCAGCAGCAGCAGCACAUCAGCAGCAACUGUCGCCAGUAACACCCAAGCAGUAACAACCACUGCGCUAAGCGUUGCCACAGCAGCAACAGCCACAGCAGGCAACAACAUUACAAAUAGCAAUUCCCCGGGCAGCUCUGCGCACGAGUCACAGUCGCACGAGUCAGCGUCCAUUUCAGCGCCGACAACUCCCUCGCCGGCGGGCAGCGUUAGCGCCGCGGCAACAGCAGCAACAGUCGCCAGCGACAGCAACAACAACAACACAAACACAACAGCAGCAACAACAACAGCAAUAAUCGGCAACAACAGCAGAGACGCCAGCAUAAUGGAAAAUCAGAUGGCGCUCGCCCCGCUGGGACUAUCACAGAGCAUGGACUCCGUGAACACGGCCAGCAAUGAGGAAGAGGUGCGCACACUUUUCGUCAGUGGCUUGCCCAUGGAUGCCAAGCCACGUGAGCUAUAUUUGCUGUUCAGAGCAUAUGAGGGCUAUGAAGGAUCUCUACUAAAAGUAACUAGCAAAAAUGGCAAAACAGCAUCGCCCGUUGGUUUCGUAACAUUCCAUACAAGAGCCGGUGCCGAGGCAGCCAAACAAGAUCUGCAGCAGGGUGUACGCUUCGACCCCGAUAUGCCCCAAACAAUUCGCUUGGAAUUCGCCAAGAGUAACACGAAAGUGAGCAAACCCAAACCACAGCCCAAUACAGCGACAACAGCCUCACAUCCUGCAUUGAUGCACCCACUCACUGGACAUCUGGGCGGGCCGUUCUUUCCGGGCGGACCCGAGCUAUGGCAUCAUCCGUUAGCGUAUUCGGCCGCCGCCGCCGCUGAGCUGCCCGGUGCCGCUGCACUGCAGCAUGCAACACUCGUGCAUCCGGCACUGCAUCCGCAGGUGCCCGUCCGCUCCUAUCUCUGACUAAAUACAGACAAAGUAAUGGAGCAGCCUAUGCAUCAAACUCAAAUGGCAAUGCCACAUCAUCAGACAACUGCUACCGCUUUACAUCCCAGCCAGCAGGCGGCCAUGGCGCACAUGGUCGCUGCUGCCGCUGCCGGCGGUGGUGGUAGUGCAGCUGCUGCUGCGGCGCCUCAAGGCGCUGCGAGUAAUGCCGCAGCUGCAGCUGCUGCUGCCGCCGCCGCUGCUGCGGCCGCAUCGCAUCAUCAUUUUUUAUCCAGUCCUGCGCUGGCCAGCCCCGCCGGCUCCACGAAUAACGCCGCACACCCGGCAAAUCCACAGAUAGCCGCAAAUGCGCCCUGCUCCACGCUGUUUGUGGCCAAUCUGGGCCAGUUUGUGUCCGAGCACGAGCUCAAGGAGGUUUUCUCUAGAGGAGCGGGUAUGGAAUCAAGGCAUGAUUUGCUCGCUAAGAAACUAGAGCGUGAAAUGCACCAGCAACAGCAGCAACAACAACAGCAACAACAGCAGCAGCAACAGCAGCAACAGCAGCAACAACAACAACAUCAGCAGCAGGCACACCACCAGCCGCAGACGCAUCAUCAGCAUUUCCAUCAGAGCCACCAGCCGCCGCAUCAUCAUCAUCAUCAUCAUCUUCAGCACCACCAUCAUCAACAGCAGCAGUUCUUGAUGACACCAACAGCGACCUGACCCGGCAGCGCUAAUGCACCACUAACGCCGCUGCCCCAAUACCAUCAUCAGCAGCAACACCACCAUCUGCAGCUGCAGCAGCAGCAGCAGCUACAGCAGCAACAACAACAACACCACCAUAUCUACUCGUAUGUGUUGCCAGCGGCUACACAUAUCGCCGCCUAAGUGGUGCCGUGGUGCAGUGGCACGGGACGACAGGCGUACAUUUUGAGUUUGAGCGGAUCCCCCCUCCGCCCAGCAUAGAGCAGUGAAGCUCCGCAUGUGACGGAUUCAUGCAAAGGAGGCAAAACUUUAGUUGUAGUAUAUAAAAAAAAAAAAAAACUUAAAAAACGCAAAAAAAAAUAUUUAAUAUAUAUAUAUAUAUUAAUUUAUAUGGCAAGCCUAACCCAGUUUAGUGAAAUUUUUGACAGGCCGAUGAUAUGUUGAGCGAAAAUUGUAGGUACCAAAAAUAAAACAAAAAACGGCAAAACAAAAAAGCUUAACAAGAAAAACAAAAACCAGCAAAGGGAAUCUUGUAGUAAAAUAUACAACAAAAAAUAGAUCAGAUUAGAUUGAAAGAACUUAACUAGACAGUUGAUAUGCCCCAAUAGAUAUAUACAUAUGUGUAUUAAUAUAUAUAUAUUUACAUAUUUAUAUGUCUAUAAGCGCUGCUACAGAUUUUUGAUCCAUUUUUAACUAUGGUUGUUGCGAUAAUUUCCAUUUAGCUUUUGUUUUCGAAUUAGAACUAAAUUCACUUUGGUUUAGCUUCAUUUACCCUUUCAUUUCGACCCUAUUCAUGAAAUGGAAUUGAGACAUUGCAAGAAUUUGAUCUGUUACUUUUCUUAACAACCUUUAUCCAUUCAUUAAAGACAUUUUUAAAGUAUAAUAACAAAGUUAAGGGAAUAACAUAAAAAGGAGAAAACAAAAAUACAUAUAAAAUUGAAAAAUGAUAAAAAAAAAAAGAAAACAUAAUUAUAGCUUAACCGAAUGUGCCCUUUAAAUAGCUCUCUUUCUAGAAUUAUUAAAAGACAAAGAAAACGUUAAAGAAUUACGAAAAACCCAAAAACAAAAUCAUCUGUAUAUGUGUGUAUAUGCAUUAAAGUAAUAUCUUGUAUCUAGUAAUACAGUUUUGAUGUGUUAUUUAAAGAUAAUGAAAGCUAAUGAAAAAAAAAAAAAAAACAACAAACCAAAACAAAACCCACUCAUACACACAUAAAACAUUUAACAACGAGAACUAGUCGGUGUCAUCAUAUGUAAAAUCUAUAUUGAGAAAAACUGAAAGCUGGUUUCGAAAUUUAUUUGUUAUAAAAACGUACAUUUAAAUUGUGAAUUCGACACGACAUUAGGAUGGAAAUGCGCUGUUAAGACUCUCGUAAUACAUUCAUACUAACAUGCAUAUAAAUAUAUAUAUAUAUAUAUUUUAACUAACUAACCAGUUAGGGGAACCAGGAACUGUAGCUGGAUCCGACACUACAGCUGGUAUAAUUAGUUUCAGACACUCUCGACACACUUUCCGCCCAAAACAAACAAGCAAAAAAUGAAGAUACUGAAAUUUUUGCGAAAGCUCUCUCAACCGCAUUAAGACUAGAAAAUUGAUAAGCUUGUAUUGUUGAUAAUCCAACAAACAAAAACAUUCCUAACUCAAUUUCAGAAAAAUGCUAGAACAAUCAACACACACAUUUCUUGCUAAAAAAUAAACAAAAACAAAAACCAACGAACCAGAGACAGCGGAGUAACUACAGGCAGAAACAAAGGCAACAACAACAUAACAACCAACACAAACAACUUUUGAUUACGGGAACGACGAGCACUCGUACUUUACGAUUGAAAAAUCAGUAACAUAUCAUCUUACGUAGCAGCAGUAGCAACAAUUAUGGAAUUACAUCUAUUGUAACUAAGUGAAACAACUACAAGUACACUUAUGCUAAGGCAAUGUUAUAGUUAAAAGCUAAAACAACUAUUAGGCAACCAUCAAUAACACCAAUACCAGCAACAGCAACAAAAACAACAAAACAAACAACCAAACAACAAAAGAAAAGGCAAGACAUAGGCUUUUAAGUAGCUAAUUAAAAAAAAAAAAAGAACGGCAAGCUCUAAACUAUGAAAGAAUAGAAAGAAAGAAGACAUUUAUCAUCUGAAUUGGCAGCCGUUUCAGUUUCUCAGCAUUGUUUAAAUUAUAGGCAUACGCGUAUAUUAUUUAAAAUUUACAUUUUAAAUUAAAUUUUAUAAUUACCAAAGUUGUCCUUACUAAAUAACAUAAACCCGAAUUACGUUAACCAUUCCCCACAUUUGUUAAACAAACCAACAGCAAAAUAAUCUAAUAAUAAUAUAAAAUAACAAUAAAAAUCUAUUAUAUUUAAUUUACUUAGUUAAGCUUAAAACAACUAGACAUACCAAAGGCAUAUUUGAAACAUUUGUUGAAGCAAAAAAAAAAAAAA
Drosophila virilis is the source of this 4868-nucleotide messenger RNA. The record is from RefSeq and is a predicted model, not a curated record. NCBI's taxonomy places the organism in Eukaryota, Metazoa, Arthropoda, Insecta, Diptera, Drosophilidae.